AUUUUAUCUCACAUCUUUCAGGUACGCUUAAACCUGCUGACAUCCCAACAUCAUGGAUAGACAUGGCCGAUCCUUGCAUAAAACUUAUGGAGGCUCAAGUAAAGACCGAGAUGGAAGCUGCCAUGAAAUAUCUUGCGAUGGGCGCUCACUUUGCACGUGAUGUCAUAAAUCGCCCAGGCUUUAGCAAGUUCUUUUUUGAAAGCGCGAGCGAAGAGAGAGAGCAUGCGAUAAAGAUCAUCGAAUAUUUGCUAAUGCGCGGACAACUUACAAAUGACGUUAGCAAACUUCUCAAAUAUCCUUUGACUAGCAACAAUACAAAUCCAAUACGCCAAGAAUGGAACAAUGGAGAAGAAGCUCUCACUGAUGCUUUAAAAUUGGAGACGCAAGUUACGCGCAGCAUUCGUGAUAUAAUCUAUUGUCUGGAAACUCCAAAAACAUCUUCUUUCAACGAUUACCACUUGGUGGACUACCUCACUACUGAUUUCUUGGAAGAACAAUAUAAAGGUCAGCGCGACCUCGCCGGCAAAAUCUCAACAUUGGGCAAAAUGAUGCAAACACAUGGACCUUUGGGAGAAUUCUUAUUCGAUAAGAAAUUGUUGAAUGGUGAAGUUUAAAUAUUUCGACGUUAAAUUAUCGAAAUGCCGAAAUUCAAUUCGAGAUAUUCUUUUCUAUAAAUACAUGUUUAUAUAAGAUUAUAAUGGCCAUAUUUAGGAUGUAUUGUAAUUUGCGAAUCACAAGUAUACAUUUGUUUGUAUUUUCCUGUAGAUUAUGAAAAAUAAUAACAGUUUUUGUUCCGAUAUAUUUCUAAAUGUGGCCUAUACUACGAUAGAAGUAUGUGGAGUAUAAUGUUUACAAUGUUUGUUAAUCUGUAAUAUAAAUAUAUUAUCCUUGAUAAAUAAAUAAAUGAAUAAAUAUUA
This is a messenger RNA of Pogonomyrmex barbatus (red harvester ant), 917 nucleotides long. RefSeq names its product ferritin 1 heavy chain (gene Fer1HCH). NCBI's taxonomy places the organism in Eukaryota, Metazoa, Arthropoda, Insecta, Hymenoptera, Formicidae. Gene Ontology annotation, molecular function: ferric iron binding; ferrous iron binding. Gene Ontology annotation, cellular component: cytoplasm. The record is from RefSeq and is a predicted model, not a curated record. Gene Ontology annotation, biological process: iron ion transport; intracellular iron ion homeostasis.